Messenger RNA from Cercopithifilaria johnstoni, 1374 nucleotides. The record is from the annotation of a GenBank genome assembly. Lineage: Eukaryota; Metazoa; Nematoda; Chromadorea; Rhabditida; Onchocercidae.
AUGCGUGAAAUAUAUACGGCGAUGAGAUGUUUGAAGCAUUAUUCCACCAUAUUUGCUGUGAGCUCGGGUGCGUUACCUGCUGCCAUAUCAGUCAUCCGGGUUUCCGGAAAAGAAAGUCGACGAUGUCUAGAGGAGCUUACGGGUCGGAAAAAAAUUCUGCCUAGGCGGUUAUUUUAUGCGAAUAUUCGACGAAAUGGAGAACUUAUUGAUAGAGGCAUGGCGGUUUUUUUACCAGGCCCGAAAACAUCAACUGGAGAAGAUGUGGCUGAAUUCUAUGUGCACGGUAGUAGAGCAGUUGUUGACUGUUUGUUGGAAGCAUUAGCGCAAAUCGACAACAUGGAACCUGCAAAGGCUGGAGAGUUUACGAAAAGGGCAUUUUUCAAUGGAAAGAUGACGUUGCAGGAGGUACAAUCGCUUGCGUGUCUUUUGGCUGCACGAACACAACGUCAACGACGCCUAGCUUUGCACGUGAAUACUUUAGAUAAAGCGAUGGAAGGCAUAAGGAAGCAACUUAUCGAAAUGCGUGCUUCCGUGGAAGCAUCCAUUGAUUUUGGCGAUGAUAUUGGGUUUCAUUGGGAAGAUAUCCAUGUCGCAGUCAAUUCAAUGAUUAACGAAUUGAGCAGCAUCCGAGAACAAAUGCAUCGAGGAACACUAAUCACUAAUGGCCUAAGAAUAGUUAUUUUGGGACAAACAAAUGUUGGAAAAAGCAGUUUGUUCAAUCGUAUAGCGAACCGGGACAUGGCUAUAGUAUCAGAUAUUGAGGGAACAACUCGUGACUCACUGGAAGCGACAGUUCAACUUUCUUCUAUCCCAGUGACCAUUGUUGACACUGCAGGAAUUCGUGAAAUUCCCUUGGAUUCUCUCGAAGCAGAAGGCAUCAAGAGGACACUGAAAAGAGCGGUGGAAGCCGAUAUUGUGAUUGUGGUAAUAGACAGUAGCGCGUGCAAGGAUUUCGAAACAGAUGUUCGCUCAGUGCUUUCUUGGUGUCAUCUCGAAGAAAAUGCAUCUGUUUUUGUUGCUCUGAAUAAAUGUGAUUUACACAGCGUUCCGAAUAAUGUACUCCUUCCGUGGCCCGCUGUUAAUACGUCAUGCAUUUCCGGUGAAGGAAUCAAUUCAUUGCUUGAAAUCAUUUGUGAACAUAUCAAUAAGUUGUGUCCAAUGUCCGACGAUAGCGCUGUUCUCAGCAGUCCCGUUCACCGGUUACUGAUGAAGGAAUCCAUUCUUGUCCUUAGAAAGGCAUUGAAAGCGAACGAUAUUGCUAUUGUAGCAGAACUUUUGCGCGAUGUAUCGGACUACGUGGGUGAGAUGUCAGGUGCAAUCGUGAACGAGCAGAUUCUUGAUCAAAUAUUUUCCUCAUUUUGCAUCGGAAAAUAA